AUGCCAUACUUCCUUGCAGAUAAAUCCUUCUUACUCGACUUAGCAAGAAGAACGACUCGAGAACAAAUCUGCAUGUCGCCAUCAACGUCAACAAGCAACGUGGGAAGGAUGAUAGGAGCGGGAAAAAGAAUGUGGCAUGAUUCAUCCCCUCUCCCUUCCAACCUCCAAUCUAUCCCAUGCUAUUGCUCCCCUUUAAAGUUGACUUGGCGAACCUAUUCAUACAACACCUAAUCCCCCCCUAGUCUUAAUACAUCCCAUCACAUCCUUGCUUCCAUUCUGUGGCUUGGCGGCUCUCAUGAACGCCACCAUGAGCAUGUUGAGCAUGGUGGAGGCGAAGCUGCCUCCAGGUUUCAGGUUCCACCCGAGGGACGACGAGCUCGUCUGCGACUACCUCGCCGCGAAGGCCGCCGGAGGCAGCACCGAGAGCAGUUCCAUGAUGAUGGUGGAUGUUGAUCUCAACAAGUGUGAGCCAUGGGAUCUCCCUGCUGCUGCAUGUGUUGGAGGCAACGAGUGGUACCUCUUCAGCCUUCGAGAUCUGAAGUACGCGACCGGGCAGCGGACCAACCGGGCGACCAUGUCAGGCUACUGGAAGGCCACAGGGAAGGAUAAACCAGUGACUCGAAAAGGAUUGCUGGUUGGGAUGAGGAAGACUUUGGUGUUCUAUCAAGGAAGAGCUCCCAAGGGGAAGAAGACAAAGUGGGUCAUGCAUGAAUUCCGCAUGGAAGGAUCCGAUGGUGCUCCAAAGUUGCCUUUCAAGUCCAUGCAGCCAGACUGGGCCCUAUGUAGAGUCUUCUGCAACAACAGAAGGAUCUCCACCAUGCCAAGCAUGGAGUCAAGCCAUGAAAGCUCAGGUUCACAGUCCCUCCCAGCUCUAAUGGACAACUGCAUCACCUUUGGCCAAACCCCUUUCUUCUCAGAGGGGUUUGAGCAGGUGCCCUGCUUCUCCAGCCUAUCUCCAAACUAUGUAUCCCAGUGCCAAGACUUUGUCCUAACAAAAUGCUUAGCUCAAACUGGUGGUUUGCCUGAGUUGAACUCUGGAUUGAAUCAGCUCACUGGUGACAGAAGGGACUCGAGAACAGUUCUGAACUACUUCACCAAGUUCGAGGGUGAUCCAAAGGGAAAGGUGGUGCCACAAGGGGGUUAUGAGGAUUACUUGACACAGAGUCGUCUGCCAUCAACUUGGAAUCCUUGAGGCUUGGUGAGGUUGGUGGGCAACUAGAACAGAAGAUAUCACCUACUUGUAGUCACUCAUUAAAGUUGUCUACAUGUAUAGUUUGAUGACUUGACUGUAUUCAUAGGCACUGUAUAAUCUUCUAUAUCCUAUUAUGGGAUUUUAUUAUUAUUAUUUUUUGGGUGGACAAGUUUAAUGGGCAUUUCAGAAAAAGAUUAAUGUUGAAGGAUAA
Musa acuminata AAA Group (dessert banana) is the source of this 1403-nucleotide messenger RNA. RefSeq names its product NAC domain-containing protein 21/22-like. The transcript has 3 exons. Gene Ontology annotation, biological process: regulation of DNA-templated transcription. Lineage: Eukaryota; Viridiplantae; Streptophyta; Magnoliopsida; Zingiberales; Musaceae. The coding region runs from base 296 to 1192 and encodes 298 amino acids. Gene Ontology annotation, molecular function: DNA binding. The record is from RefSeq and is a predicted model, not a curated record.